AUGUCUCCAUCCCCGACCGCCCUCUUCUGUCUUGGGCUGUGUCUGGGGCAUGUGCCAGCGCAGAGAGGACCGCUGCCUAAGCCCUCCCUCCAGGCUCUGCCCAGCUCCCUGGUGCCCCUGGAGAAGCCAGUGACCCUCCGGUGCCAGGGGCCUCCGGGCGUGGACCUGUACCGCCUGGAGAAGCUGAGUUCCAGCAGAUACCAGGACCAGGCGGUCCUCUUCAUCCCGGCCAUGAAGAGAAGUCUGGCCGGACGCUACCGCUGCUCCUACCAGAACGGAAGCCUCUGGUCCCUGCCCAGCGACCAGCUGGAGCUCGUUGCCACCGGAGUUUUUGCCAAGCCCUCGCUCUCAGCCCAGCCCGGCCCGGCGGUGUCCUCAGGAGGGGACGUGACCCUACAGUGUCAGACCCGGUAUGGCUUUGACCAAUUUGCUCUGUACAAGGAAGGGGACCCUGCGCCCUACAAGAAUCCCGAGAGAUGGUACCGGGCUAGUUUCCCCAUCAUCACGGUGACCGCUGCCCACAGCGGAACCUACCGGUGCUACAGCUUCUCCAGCAGGGACCCAUACCUGUGGUCGGCUCCCAGCGACCCCCUGGAGCUCAUGGUCACAGAAUUCUCAGAAGCCACCACUGAACUGACCGUCUCCCUCACAAACAAAGUCUUCACAACCGAGACUUCUAGGAGUAUCACCGCUAGUCCAAAGGAGCCAGGCUCUCCAGCUGGUCCCGCCCGCCAGCACUACACCAUGGGCAACCUGGUCCGCAUAUGCCUCGGGGCUGCGAUCCUAAUACUCCUGGCAGGGUUUCUGGCAGAGGACUGGCACAGCCGGAGGAAGCGCCUGCGGCACAGGGUCAGGGCUGUGCAGAGGCCGCUCCCGCCCCUCCCGCCGACCCGGAAAUCACACGGGGAUCAGGAUGGAGGCCGACCGGAUGUUCACAGCCGCGGGUUACGUUCAUGACCACCGAACCCCAGGCAUGGUCGUAUCCAAGGGACGGAUCAUGGCAUGGGAGGCGACUCAAAGACUGUGGCGUGUGUGGAGCAUGGGAGCAGGAGGGCAGAGGCUACGGCUGUGGAAAGGAGGCCAUGCUGCCUCCUCCUGGUGUUCCCUCAAGGAGCCGUUCAGCCAGUGUCUGUCUGUCUGGCUCUCUGUCUGAGGGCACCUCCAUUUGGGAUGGAAGGAAUCUGUGGAGACCCCAUCCUCCUCCCUGCACACUGUGGAGGACACGGUGCCCUGGCUGGACCACAUACUGGCUUCUUUCUUUAACCUUCUCUAAUACGGGCUCCAGACGGACCUCUAACAUUCCCAGCUCUCAGGGCUGACUCUGUUCCCUCCUCUGUGCAGAACCCUCCCGUGCUUCCCCUUGGCCCUCUGUGCUUUGUCUCGUGUCCCCCCAGAAACUCGCACCCUCACUCCAUCUUCCACUGCAGUCUAACAAAUCUCCUUUCGUCUCUCAGAACGGGCUGUGCAGGCAGUUUGGGUUAUGUCAUUCGUUUUCCUUAGUAUAAAACUAGCACAUUGCCCUCUUCCCUUCACAUCAGAAAACAACAUCGGCCUGUGCAACAUGGUGAAACCCCAU
Chlorocebus sabaeus (green monkey) is the source of this 1576-nucleotide messenger RNA. It is a transcript of the gene GP6, whose product is annotated as glycoprotein VI platelet. Gene Ontology annotation, cellular component: plasma membrane. The record is from RefSeq and is a predicted model, not a curated record. NCBI's taxonomy places the organism in Eukaryota, Metazoa, Chordata, Mammalia, Primates, Cercopithecidae. Gene Ontology annotation, biological process: immune response-regulating signaling pathway.